Molecule: messenger RNA, 431 nt
Organism: Hyposmocoma kahamanoa
Lineage: Eukaryota; Metazoa; Arthropoda; Insecta; Lepidoptera; Cosmopterigidae
Product: cytochrome c oxidase subunit 7C, mitochondrial-like
Exons: 3
Coding region: 88-300 (70 amino acids)
Biological process (GO): mitochondrial electron transport, cytochrome c to oxygen
Source: RefSeq, a predicted model, not a curated record
CAAAAAAAGUUGCUAGCUGGAGGAAAUCGAAUUUUCCGUCGUAUUUAUUUCUCUGAAAGAGGAAGAACAUCUAAUUUAUUUUCCAAAAUGCACUCUGUUUUGUCACGUAUUUCCACCAAAGUGGGUAGAAAUGCACUGAGCAACUUUGUGAGGACCCAUAGCCAUGGAGGUGUCCCUGGCGAGAAUCUGCCAUUUGAUCUUACCAACCGCUACAAACUGACACUGUGGUUCAUCUUGUAUGCUGGCUCUGGCUUCUCUGCACCAUACCUGAUCUGUCGCCAUCAGCUGCUCAAGAAGUAAAUGGUUCUUGGCGCACUAUGAUUCGAGCAGAUCUAUUAGGCUUAAGCUAGCAAAGUGUACAUUUAUUGAUAAUAAACUUAUGUUUAGAAAGUAAAUCAUUCGUUUUUAAUCUCUUACAUAAUCAUAGACAA